Dacryopinax primogenitus is the source of this 738-nucleotide messenger RNA. RefSeq lists its product as uncharacterized. The annotation marks the transcript as partial. Gene Ontology annotation, molecular function: protein serine/threonine kinase activity. The transcript has 3 exons. Gene Ontology annotation, cellular component: EKC/KEOPS complex; nucleus; cytosol. NCBI's taxonomy places the organism in Eukaryota, Fungi, Basidiomycota, Dacrymycetes, Dacrymycetales, Dacrymycetaceae. Gene Ontology annotation, biological process: protein phosphorylation. The record is from RefSeq and is a predicted model, not a curated record.
AUCCCAUCCCCAUUCCCACUGACGCCUUCACAGAAAGUGUACCUCUCCCCCCCUUUCCCCGAACCCAUCCUGCUCAAAUACAGAUUCCACAAGUCCUAUCGACACCCAGCACUAGAUGCCCAAAUCACCCGCCAGCGCGUGCAGAUGGAGGCAAGGGCGCUGGUGAGGUGCCUCAGGGCGGGUGUAAGGGUGCCUGGUGUGAGGGUAGUAGAUGCGGGAGUGGGAGUGCUGGGAGUGGAGUGGAUCGAGGGGGCUAGUGUUAGACAGGUACUGGGUGGGGGCGCAGAGGCUGAGGAUGAUAACGAGGAGGAAGAGGAGGACGUGCCGAGUGAGGAAAGCGAGAGGAUGCUUCGCGAGUUUGGGAUCACUCGAGAUGAGAUCAUGCGCCUCAUCGGUCUCGAGAUAAGUAAGAUGCACAAGGCGGAUAUCGUGCACGGCGACCUCACAACGAGCAAUAUGAUGCUUCGCUUGCUCUCGCCUCCUCCAGCGACCGGGCCAGCAUCAGAGCUGGUGAUGAUCGACUUUGGCCUGGCAGGCACGAGCUCGAUGGUGGAAGACAAAGCGGUGGACUUGUACGUCCUCGAGAGAGCGUUCGCAAGCACACACCCGGAUAGUGAGAGUUUGUUUGGGGGAGUGCUGGACGCGUAUAGGGAGGGGAUGGGUAAGGCUUGGGACGCGAUUUACAAACGUCUGGAAGAGGUUCGACUGAGGGGCCGGAAGAGAAGCAUGGUCGGCUGA